Molecule: messenger RNA, 318 nt
Organism: Rotaria sordida
Lineage: Eukaryota; Metazoa; Rotifera; Eurotatoria; Philodinida; Philodinidae
Source: the annotation of a GenBank genome assembly
AUGAAAUUAGAAAAAAAAGAUGAAGUUGUAUUUUUCAUUUGUAGUCCAUAUGAAAUUCGAGCAUAUAAUGAUCAAUUAUUACAACUUGAACGUGCAUUUCUAAAUCCAUUAGGACAAGGCGGUGAUUAUACUGAUUUCAAACAUAUCAUCUAUGCACCAGUUAAAAUUAAUAAAUAUGCAGCAGAUGGUUUUCCUGCUAUUAGUGAUGCGAUUGUCAGUGGUAAUUCAACAGAAAUCGAAUAUCAAGUAGCAAUAGCUACUUAUUUUAUACGUGGUGCUUUAUCUACAUUAAAAGAAUUUCAUAAUUUUUUUUCAUAA